Messenger RNA from Moesziomyces aphidis, 4542 nucleotides. The record is from the annotation of a GenBank genome assembly. Lineage: Eukaryota; Fungi; Basidiomycota; Ustilaginomycetes; Ustilaginales; Ustilaginaceae.
AUGCCGCGAGAGACUGCAUCGCGACCAGGGCCAUCUCGGACGCAACCUAGCCAGCCUUCUUCUUCCCGGAAUGGUGACACCUCCACCAGAGCUACCGCUAUGACCAACCAGGAGGUGGAAGAGGAGGACGAGCAUGACCCUUCUGCUGCUGCGCGCAGAGCUCGCCGACAAAGGCGCAGAGAAGAACAGGCCUACAAAGUCAGUGGCUGGGAAAACCUGUACGGCGGAGGCGGUCGUCCCCCCGUCUUCGACAUCCGCGACCUCCGGAGAUCCGAGCGCAAUGCACCUUCCAACUCUCAAUCCAACACUUCUGCUUCUGCCAGGCAUGACAGCCACUCGCCUCGCCGCUCCAGUAGACUGCCACCUGCCUCGGCCCCGCAACCUUCUACCUCGGCUGCACCUCAACCACGCUCUGGCAAGCGCAAAGCCACGUCACCCCCCGCCGAGACUCGUCCAGAGAGACGGAGAAUUCGGUCCACAUCGAUUCAGCAACCACCACCAGCAGAGUCCGACUCCGAUGACGGCUUCGAGAUAACGGCCUGGAAUGGCCCUGCUGCCUCACAAGCCCGAUCCCAAGCGGAAAGAACCACGCCUGUCGCGACCAAGCUCGAACAGAGUCCAGCAAAGUCGCCGCAGACCCUGCCGCAUGCGCACAAUCGCGAUCGACUCUUCUUGACCUCAUCGUCCUCAUCCCCUGCCCGGCAAUGGUCGCUUCCUCCGGCUGAGAGCGCACACACCGCCGCGAGCAGCAGGGAAACCUCCCUGUCGACCUCAACCCGCGCGGCAUCCAACAAGGAGUCUGAAGACACCAUCGUCGCCGCCUUCGUUCAAGGCUCAUCCCUGAUCGAACAGGUGCUGCGCGCCAUCACCAGGUACGCCGAAUCACUCGAGCAAGCCCAUCGCCGCCGCGAGACGGCCGACAGCCUCCACAGGCAGCUCACGGCUCUCGGGCCCACGCCCACCCUCAAAGAUAUCCACGUCAUCACCUGCUCGGUCCCCACGCGUCUAGCCAAGAGGCUCGCCGUCGUCUUUCGCGCGUGGAACACUCACAUCCUUCAACGCCACUCGAACACCGAGCGCACAAAGUCCCCCAGCACCGCUGUGCCCAGCACCCAUGCGCCAAAGCCUGCACGUUCGUCUCGAUCGGCAAGCAAGGAGACUAGCCGCGCACCUGCAGCCGCAGCCAAAGACGACGCGGCUGCCCCCAGCAACGACAUCGCAGGGACUCAUGAUUCGCAUCCUCCUCCGGCCACGAUCCAAACAUCUGGCGCUCAGGCCAGCGUGCAGGAGCCAUCAGACUCCACAGACGCGCAGAUCGACCAAGUCAGCGCAUCCGGCCAUCCAGCCGCGGUACAAGACGAACAAGACCCUUCCGCCCAUCAUGACCUCGGCGACACCAGCAUAGGUCCCCCGGCCAGCAUCACCUCGGCCGGCUCGCCACAAGCCUACGGAACGCCGCCCGAGGACCCUGAAGAACCCGAAGAGCCAGAAGAACCCGAAGAGACCGGAGAGCCAGACGAGCUGGGUGACGAGGUGGAUGAAUUAGAGGACGAUGACGCAGUCCCCGGCGCCGGUGGAGAGCAAGACGGGGCGCCAGCUCAGCCUGCAAACGCCCGUGAACAGAGCGCUUCUGCAGAUCAAGAAGCGACGGAGCUCGUCGCGGAACAACCUUCUGCAGACGCUGCCGCUGCCACUCCAAUGACGACGGAAGCUCUGCCGACGGAAUUGCCAAGUUCAGAGCGAGCGGAGGAAGAUCAAGCAUCGAUUGCCGGCGAUGACCCUGCACCCACGCUUGUCAGAGCAAAGGAGCCUCAAACAGAGGCAGCUGCGGCCAAGGACGCUGAAGUGGCUGCCGACGAUGUCGUCAUGGAUGCGACAGAAGGAAAACGGGCAUCGCCAGCCCAUUCAAGUGCCGAGGCGCUUCCAGCACCAGAGGAAAGACGAGACGGCUCAUCAACGCCGGUCCCCGCUGGUCCGGUUGAUGCGGCUGACAUCGAGACGGUCGCGGAUCUACCGGCUGCACCCACCGCAGAUCCGUCUCGAGGCCCAGCCGAAGUACAGAACAGCACGACCGAGACGGCAUCCUCGCUUAGCAACGAUGCACACCAAGUCAAGCCAAUCCCAGGUGUCCCGCAAGCGGCAAUUCCGGCUGCCAAUGCAACUGGAGAGGCGGCUCCGCUGCCAGCUACAACGCAGGCGACCGACCAAGCCGAAGCCGAGCCGAGCCAAGACGCGGUAGCAUCCAGCGACUCUGCCAUGGCAACCACUGCUGCAGCCCUCGCUAUGGCAGAACUGCCGGAUGCAAGUGCACAAGCCGACGCCGAUCCCGGCGACACGAUCCUUGACUCCCAGAGUCGCGCACAAGAGACUGCAAAUGGUGCGCUAAACGCUGCGAGCUCAGUCUUACCGCCAGUCAGUGAGGCAUCACCUGCCGACCCAAAUCCUCAUCAGGAACCGCAGCGGGACCAGGAAGAGGCGGCGAUCGCGAGUGGGCCGACCGCAGACACUUCUGCAGCUCAUCCCAGCAUGGCGGUGGGCAGCUCAGACCUUCAGCAGCCAGCGACCGCCCCCAACGUCGUCGACGACGACCGUGCCUCGGUCGCCGUAUCCGAACCCGACAUUGCGUCUGGUUCCGUAUUGCUCCAGGAGCUCCGGCGGCUGGAUCGAGCGCAUAGCCAGCCGUCUUCCGACACAUCUGCCUCUGCACCUGUGUCUUCAGCGAGCAGGCCAAAGAUGACGAUAUCCGACCGCAUGAAGUCGCUGCUCAAGGACCUGGGCGGCAUAAAAAAGCGACGCUCGUCGUACGACACGAUGCAGCAGCUCAAGCCGCUGCGCGUGGGCAAAGCGACGCCACGUACGAUUCCAGACCUGGUGGAGCGGUGGCAGGACCCGGCCAACAUGAUCCCAUGGACGUGCCUGGAGGAUCUGUAUCCGAGGAUUUUUCAUCCGAGGGCCGAGACGCACAUGCAUCUGUCGAUGCACGAGCUCAUGAACAAGGUCGCCAGCACGCGAUCAGUGCAGCAUCUGGCGCACAAGAUCCCGGAAAGGGUGAUCGCGCGCGCGCUCAUGGAGUUCCCCAGGAUCCCGCACAUGCUCGAGUGCUGGAGCAAGGAGAAGGAGGGAUACUUUGCUUCAAGACAGUUGCCUCAGCCUACGGAUACGAUUCCAGAGUUCAGAUUUGCAGAUGCAGAGCCCUUGCAGCGGCCCACUUCGGCAGCGUCUGCAGUCGAUGCAAGAGCGUCGGCUCCGCCGUCAUCGAUGCUGAAUGAGGCUAGAGAAAUCAAGCCCGUGCCGAGUGCGAGAGACGUGGGUGGCCAAUCGCCGCAAGCAGUCCCGAUGUCGCACUCGCACUCGAAUCCACCUCCGCACACUUCCGGAGCAGGGCAAAGCGUGAACACGUCCGCGCUGCAGGUGCCGCAGCAUAACGCGCGUCCCAGCGUCCUUCAACCCAUUGCACCAAUGCCUGGGCAGUCACUGGCACCGCCGGUGGGUGGAGUUAGGACAGUCGCACCCGCGCCAGGUGCGCUUUCAUCCGUCGCCGCAACGAUGCUCGCCACGCACGCGCGUCGCACUUUACAAGGACCGCAGACGUCGGCGCGAUCGGCCGGACCUGGCAGACCUGUGUAUCUUCUUCCGGCUCCCGAGGCUCAAAAUCAAAGCACGAGAACUAUGCAGCCGCCGGUGGUGCCUGCUCAGCAGGCCCAGCCGAUGCAUGCGGCGCGACCGAUGGCAGGGCCAGCGUUCGCCACGACGGGCGCGGCGAUGCAGCCAGGGAGGGACAUGAACCAGUUCCUGCGGCAGCAGCAGCAGAUGGCGUCGCAGGCGCGUGCGCGGCAGCAAGCGGCGACCGACAUGCGGCGCGCGACGGAAGCGGUGUUCGCUGGGCUGGUGGGUGACUGCGUCUCGUUUGCCGAGCAUGUGCUGGGAUCGCGCGUGCCGAGCGAGGUGGCGGAACGGCCGUACUUUAGCGAGGCGGAUCUGACGCACGUGGUGGAGUACGUGGUGAAGGUGUACGAGCUCGAGGUGGAAGCGGAGCGCGCGGCGGGUCGCAGAAACGCAGCGGCCGAAGAGAAGCACGCCAAGAUCAUGGUGGUCAAGAAGGCGGCGGAGGAGGUGAUGCGCACGACCAGGAUCCUGAUGCAUGUGCGCCUGUGUUUAUCCGAGACGGCGAGCGAGGCGCUGCGCAACGCGUCGACGAAUGCGGUGCUGCGAGACUGGCAGGAGGUGCUGGCGACUUCGCCACGCUACGUGACGGCGGUGGAGUAUCUGAUGCGCUUCCAGGACGUCCCUGCGGGCCUGCUGACGCGGCAGGAGCGCAACUUGAUGCUGCACACCAUGGUGGUGGCGACGAACAAGAAUCUGGAGAGGACGCUCGAGAAGAUGGUGGAUGUGGACGCGCUCAUCGGCCCCGUCCGGGGUGCAACGAGCGCCAUCAGCGAGGAGGAGGCCGAAAUGAUCCGCCGAGAGUGCUUCUUGAUCGGCUGCAUCUGCUGCAAGCACGUCGUUGGCAUCCUGGGCCAAGGCGCAAAGCAGCAGAGCUGA